Pomacea canaliculata is the source of this 3368-nucleotide messenger RNA. Its product is annotated as cytochrome P450 3A24-like. The record is from RefSeq and is a predicted model, not a curated record. Bases 728 to 2272 code for a protein of 514 amino acids. The transcript has 14 exons. Lineage: Eukaryota; Metazoa; Mollusca; Gastropoda; Architaenioglossa; Ampullariidae. Gene Ontology annotation, molecular function: steroid hydroxylase activity; oxidoreductase activity, acting on paired donors, with incorporation or reduction of molecular oxygen; iron ion binding.
UAAUAAAAAGUCACGUGCGAUUCUCGUUCAGCUACAGUAGUCCCUCUGUGUGUAAAGAUCCAUUCAACUUGGUUUUAACGCAUGAAAGAUUAUUCAAGCGAUGACGAUAUAAUAAAUGAUCUUUAAAUUCCAAGUAAAUGGUUCAAAGCCUCUGCAUCGCAUGCAUAUUUAGAAAAUAAAAGAUUUUGCAUUAGAGGCGGAGUGCUGCUGCACCCGAAAUGUGCUAAAACUGUUUGAAGAUAAAAGAGUGAACACGACAUAAAAGGAUUAUUCUCUUGGAGAAUGUGACAAGAAAAACUGUUGUACAUCGUGAAAGCACACGUCCGACCUUGAUAGUAGAGCUAUGCCUCAGUCAAAAAUGUCAAGUGUUUUCUUGUUCUUAUAAUACACAACAAUUCAGUCCCUAAGGAAAGAUAAAUGGUUCCAAAAAAUCCUUUACAGACCAGAUAACUGAAAAAUGUCGCAUACUCCAGUUUGCUUUAUCUCCAGCCAAUAGCUUGAGGAGAAAAGAGCAUACGGCUCGUGGCUGCUCGCCACCAUGACCUUUGUCAACAUGCCCUCACCCUUUUUAUGAUGUACUCAAAGUACCCGACUAUCGCACCAAUGUUUUCACACCCUCCAGUCGCAAACGAGAGCAUGCCCUAGUCCUACAUCAGACUCCGCCUAAGAAAGUGCUGGAAAUUCUUGAACAACUAUCGUCGGCAGACUGCAUUUCAACUCUAGCGCGAUGGAGUUACUGUUCGGGUUGGACUUGCCGAUGUACUUGCUCUUGCUUUUCAUUGCAGUCGUCCUGCUUUAUGUCUAUGGGACUUGGUCUUUUGGAAUAUGGAAGUCUCUUGGAGUGGAUGGACCAGCACCUCUGCCUUUCUUUGGACACCAGUGUGAGAUAAACAAAAAGGGAUAUGAAAACAGCAUUCGGAAAUGGUCACAGACUUAUGGUCGCACAUUUGGAAUUUACUGUGGACGUCGGCCAUUGCUGGUGACCACUGACCUUGACAUCUUAAAGGAAGUGCUCGUUAAAGAUUUCAACAGAUUUACAGACAGAUUUGACAAGUUUGAACUGUUUCCAAAAGAAAUUCAAGCAAACCUUUUCAUUAUUGGAGGCGCAGACUGGAAAAGGGUUAGAACCCUAUUGACACCUACAUUUAGCUCAGGAAAACUGAAACUGAUGGAGAACCAUAUCGACAGGUGUUGUAUAAAUCUCACUGAAAAUCUUCUGGAGGCCAUAAGGAAAGGGGAAAGAAUUGAUGCCAAAAAAUACUUUGGAGCCUACACCCUGGACGUGAUAUCGAGCACAGCGUUUGGAAUUCAAGUCAAUUCACAGAAAGACCUCAACGACCCCUUCGUCAAGGAUGUGGCCAGUGUUAUGCACGAAGCCGGCAGCAGUGAUGGAUUGUUAACAGUUCUCGCAGCUUCGGUUCAGUUUCUUGUUCCAGUGAUAAAGUUCCUGGCGAUCUAUUUAUUUCCACUAACGCGAUGGAAUUCGUUAUUGAAAAACGUCAAUCGUAUAAUAAAUGAACGAAAACAAGAAAAAUCAAGAAAUGCACACACCGACUUCCUUCAAAUGAUUGUGAGUUAUGAAGAUCCUGAAGGUUUCGCAAAAGGGCAAAUGAAAUCCUUGUCUAGGACUGAGGUCAUUGCUCAAGCUGUCGUCUUCUUCGCUGCUGGAUAUGACACUACAUCCACCACCCUUCAGUUCCUGGCCUAUAACCUGGCUUGUUGUCCAGAAGCACAAGAGAAGGUUGUACAGGAAAUCCAAAACCUAAUUGGAGAUGGCAAACCUACUUACGAGGGUGUGGCAAAGCUGAAAUAUUUAGACAGCGUCGUGCAGGAAACACUGAGGAUGUUCCCUCCUCUAAACACCGUUAACAGAAUGGCGUCAGAAGAGGUGACUAUUAAAGGAGUCACUAUUCCUAAGGGAGCUGGUGUCUGCGUUCCUAUCGCCAACGUGAUGAGGGACCCAGAGUAUUUCCCUGACCCUGACGAGUUUAAACCCGAUAGGUUCAUUGAAGGCGCUGAUGGAUUCGUGAACCCUUUCUCUAACCUGGUCUUCGGGUUUGGACCUCGCCAGUGCAUCGGCAUGCGUCUGGCGCUGCUGCAGAUCAAGAUGGUCAUGGUGCACGUGCUCCGGAAGGUCAGAUUCAUCAAAACAGAUGAUUUGAAGGAAACACCUGCAAGGAAGCCAGGAUCAUUUCUGAGUAUUGUGGAGAAACCGCUCUUCAUCACGGCGGUACUCAGAGAAGCCGCCACCAAAACCCGAGUAGAACAUUAGGUUCCAUAAAACUUCACAUCGUUCUCCUUUCUGCUGUAUAGAUGUUUUAAGGCUUAUUCGCACGUUUCUGUCAUUAAGUUUCAAAUUAAAAAAUUGAAGUUUAACUCUCUUGUGUACGUGUAUAUUUGCAUUUGGAAUGUUUGGUUUAAUUUCAACAAUUGCAAUUGUGGAUUAAUUAAAUUGUAUUGUAUUUGGAAUGAACAUUCGUUGGAAAAUUUUCUGAACUUUUUAGAAAGUCUGUGUUAAUUACAAAUUGUGCAUAAACAUCAUUGUUAUAUUUCUGAUUUUUUUUUAACAAAGGGACCUUGAAACGUGUUAAUACUCGAAUUGUUAAGUCAAAAAUCGAAAAAAGUGACAAAAAAAUUGUCCACUCCAUUUAUUUGGAUUUAUAUUUAUUGUGUAUAUAUUCUUUUGUUUUAUGUACAUUUAGCUACCUAACAUAUGUAGACUUUUUGUCGUCUGCUAUUUUACUGUUAUAUUAGACUGAUAUCUGACAUCUUUUAGUUAAAUUUGAUGUUGUAUAGUGUAUUUUGCUCCUCUAAUUUUUAUUUAUUUUUUUUAUUUAUCUAUGUUUAAAAGAUUCUUUUUUUUCUUUUAGUUAGCUUACGUAGAGUUUUUGUUUUAAGAGGUUUUGCUGUCUAACGUCCAUUUUGUUGCUAUAUUAGACUUAUCAUAAUGUGUUGCUGCGUAUAUAAUUCAUCUUGCAAUGUUUCUUAAACAAGCAAAGAUUUGAUCAAAAACAUCUUUAUGUGAGGAUUCUUGCAAAUACAGAUCAUUAUUUCAUUGUAACACGAAGCAAGGCGUACUCUACUUAUCCAAAAAAUAUAAAUAAGCCUUCCAUAUAUAUCAAGAGAAAAAUCUAAAGCAAAAAGCAAUAAAAAUGAGAAGAUGAAAUGUUAAAAAUGUGUUAAAUAUAUGAAAUUAUCAUAAGUACUUCUGUACAGGACCAUUGUCUUCUACUUUGACUUCAGCACUCAUAGUAAAGGGGACUCUUUAAGUACCUUGGGAAAUAUUUUGAUUACUGAUUCUUUAGCUAUUUGUUGUUUCAAACUUAAUGAUAUCCAGUUUCAGUAUCAAAAAUAAACAUUCUACUCUU